This is a messenger RNA of Ascoidea rubescens DSM 1968, 435 nucleotides long. RefSeq lists its product as uncharacterized. The transcript has a single exon. The record is from RefSeq and is a predicted model, not a curated record. NCBI's taxonomy places the organism in Eukaryota, Fungi, Ascomycota, Saccharomycetes, Ascoideales, Ascoideaceae. The annotation marks the transcript as partial.
GUCGCUGUUUUCGGUAUCAAUGGCUCCUUAGGUAGCGUUACUAUCAAUGCCUUGACCUCAGCUCCAUUUGCUGACAAGAUUGCACUUCCAGUUAUUGCCAUCACCAGAGACAACUCCAAGGAAACCGACACUGAUCUAGUUGUUUAUAAACAAGCAGAGGUCAAGCCAGAUGCUCCAGCCAAAGAAUUGACCGAUAUCUUGAAGGGAGUUGACGUUUUGCUCAAUGUUGGAAGCGUUGCAAAUUCCAAUGACAGAACUUUGGAUGCCAUUCUCAAAGCUGGCACAAUCAAAUUAUAUGUUCCCUCUCAGUUUGGAUUGGAUUUAGUUGCUACUCAAAGUUAUUUUCCUAAUUUUUUGUCUAUCAAAACUGACCACACCAACAAGGCAAGAAGCUUGGGUAUCAAAACUGUUGAUGUCAUUACCUCACUAUUUGCU